AUGAGAGUACUCAUAAUCGGCGGAGGUGUUGCCGGCCUCGCAUCUGCGCUUGCCUUGACAAAAUGGGACCCCGAGAUUCAACGGAUCACCAUCGCUGAGAUUCGCAACCAACCAACAACUAUCGGCGGCGCUGUCGGCCUCACACCAAAUGCACUGCGCUGCCUUCACCACCUUGGUGUUCUCGAGCAUAUUCGGAGGGGGCAAUCUGGCACAGAAAUCGACCUGAUCGAAAUAUUCGCCAUCCACACCGGGGCGAAACUUGGAGAAAUCAAGUUCAUCGGUCCAUCUGGUGAAGGUGUUGGUGAUCCCAAGCUCAAAGGCCUGCGGAUUAUGCGGGCCGAUCUAAUGCGAGCUCUCCUGGACGCCGUGGAGUUGAACGACAAAAUAACCAUAGAAUACGACCGCAAGGCAUCUCAGAUUGAUACUGAGACCGACGAGGUUAGAGUUUCAUUCGCUGAUGGCCACAGCACGUCCGUAGAUCUACUCCUUGGAUGCGACGGCAUACACUCGUUCACCCGAACGAAUCUUGUUGACAUAGAACGCAUGCCGAGCUACAGUGGAAUUUCUGCAGCCUUUACAGUCGGCGAACUCGACCCAGGAGCCCAUGUUCCAUGGAAAGAUACAGGACUCUGCCAAUCACAAUGGGGCGCGCUGAUGACCACAUACCUGGAACCAACACGAACCAAGCAAUUCAUGGCAGCAAUCAUGGAGACACCAGACGUCAAGUCCAAGGAUGGUUGGCGAGCACGGGCAACAGAGCAGGAGAACAUCAAGAACAACAUCAAGGAGCGGUUCGGAAACAGUGCAGUGAAAUUUCUCGACCCUCUGAUCGAAGCCACUAACCAAUGGACACUAUAUCCUGUCUACAACCUCGCCCCCAAAGGCAAAUGGAGCACCCAUCGAGUGAUGUUACUAGGGGAUGCCGCUCAUGCAAUGCCACCCCAGGGAGAAAGUACGGCACACGCACUGGAAGAUGCCAUCAUCUUCGCUCGGAUCCUGGCGAAGCAUAAAUCAGGUGGGCUGGAUGUGGUUUUCAAGAAGUACGAGGACAUCAGAAGACCAUCCAUCGAUCGAGCAUAUGAGGAAUCUGUCUUUGGGUGGGAUACCCAGAAAGACAGUGGAUGGAUCUCGUUUCUGCUCAAGACUUGGAUGACUUCGGCUUUCUUGUGGUGGACGGCUGCGGCAAGGAGCAAACGAUAUGCAGAGGAUGUGGCAAGCAUGGAACUUGAAUAGAAACUUGAGGAAAGUAAGGUAGGUACUCUAGGUACUA
Messenger RNA from Exophiala mesophila, 1270 nucleotides. RefSeq lists its product as uncharacterized. Lineage: Eukaryota; Fungi; Ascomycota; Eurotiomycetes; Chaetothyriales; Herpotrichiellaceae. The transcript has a single exon. The coding region runs from base 1 to 1233 and encodes 410 amino acids. The record is from RefSeq and is a predicted model, not a curated record. Gene Ontology annotation, molecular function: monooxygenase activity; FAD binding.